This is a messenger RNA of Mobula hypostoma (lesser devil ray), 994 nucleotides long. RefSeq names its product riboflavin-binding protein-like. Gene Ontology annotation, cellular component: external side of plasma membrane. NCBI's taxonomy places the organism in Eukaryota, Metazoa, Chordata, Chondrichthyes, Myliobatiformes, Myliobatidae. The record is from RefSeq and is a predicted model, not a curated record. Gene Ontology annotation, molecular function: riboflavin transmembrane transporter activity; riboflavin binding; signaling receptor activity. Bases 141 to 836 code for a protein of 231 amino acids. The transcript has 7 exons.
UUAUGGUCAAUGGCAACCACUUCAGCAAAUCAUCCAAUGAGAGAGCGAACAAAUUAUACAACUCAUCCAUUAUAAAAGUGACUGACACAUGACAAAGAGGAGUUUCCAAUUCUUUCGUCACACCAACAGGUUUGAAGCCAAUGAUCAGAAUGAUAACUUUGCUGGGUAUCUGUAUUGCAAUAUUGUCACUGUCAAAUAGUUGCAAUGGAGGAAAUUGUCUGAAAGGAAGAUAUCACAAGUCAACAUCUGCUCCUGAGCCAGGAAUGAGGGAGUGCAGACGUUUCUCUCAGUCUGCAUGCUGCUUCUCCAAUUAUACUGAACUGCUUGCUGUAAGCCCAGUGACUAACGUAGGUGAUACAUAUUGGGACCGUUGUGGACAACUUAGUCCAAGAUGCGAAGAGUACAUGAAAAAAGUAGAUUGUUUUUACUAUUGCUCACCCCUUGCCUUCAACUGGAUCAAUCCCAAUAACUCGUAUUCAAUUCUUCAUGUCCCAGUCUGCAAGAGCUUUUGUGAUGACUGGUAUGCAGCUUGUAGGAAUGAUCGGACCUGUGUGAGAAACUGGCUCACUGAUUGGGAAUGGAACGAUCAAGGAAAUCACUGCAGAAAUGAAUGUGUUCCCUACCAUGAGAUGUAUAGGAAUGGAAGGGACUUCUGUGAGAGCAUUUGGGGUACAUCUCUGAAAGUGGCUUCAUGCCCUUGUCACUGUCUGAUGCUGGAUGAUGAUGAUAACAAUGUGGUCCAGCACUUGCAGUCCCACAGCGAAGAAACGUCAGACUGCACAGAAACAUCCAGACAGAGAUGCUUUUUGUCAGCAGCGGCAGGGGGGUCUGCAUGACAGGAGAAGGAAUUAACAGCAUAGAAGAUCUGAGGACAUUCCUAUCCAGGAAAUUUUUUGAAAAAUCAAGAAUAAUGGUUUGAAAAAUGUAACAUUUCUACCAUCAAAUAAACAAAGUCAAGAAAAACUUUUUACUUUAUUGACUCUUUGAUUAUUAC